UUAGAUGAUGGGAAGGGGAAUGGAUGAUAGAGACGCAUCUGUGGACUUGAAUCAAACGCGUGGGGGAUUCCACCAUCACAUCAGGCUAGUCUCCGCGACUCCAUGCUCGCGCACCAGUCCAACGCUCGGCUCUCUGCUGGUUGGCCUUCACUCUACUGUUGACCUCAACAUAUAUCUCCUCCCUUCUUCUCGAGGUCGCAGCAGCAGGAUACCAUGCUCAGCUUCAUCUAAGGCUAACUGGGAACUGUCCUGAUCAAAUAUUCCCCCUUUGGACUGCUGCCAGAGUCUACGAAAGCCGCCGCGGGCUAGGCGCGCGUGCUCUUCCAAGCCGAGCGGCUCAAGAGCGUGCGUGCGGACAAGCACGCGUUGGCUAUGAUCUAUUGGAGGCUCUCCUCAGUACAUUGCAGCUUCUCGUAGCGGAUCGACCUGGGCCGAGGUGAAGGAAGAGUUGAAAAAGCACUGGCAUCAUGAGUGCCCACAAUGACACUACCCACCGAGGCACUCUUGUCUGCGUCGUCCUCAAGGCUAAAAACCUGCCAAACAAGCGCUCUAUCGGGAAGCAGGAUCCUUAUUGCGUGUUGCAGCUGGCCGCAGAGCAACAGAAAACGCAGCCAGACAAAAGGGGCGGGCAGCACCCGACAUGGGAUGAGCAGUUGCACUUUGAGAUCUACGAUGACAUGGAAGAUUCCACCAAGCUAGACUCUUGGUCAAAGAAUGGAGAUGGCACUGCCAAGGCGUCCAGAAAAACUCCCAAGGUGCUGAAGGUCUCGUGCUACGCAGACGACGCCAGAGACCCAGAGCUCAUCGGCGAAGGGAUCGUCGACCUGACUGAUACGCUUAAGACGGGCGAAUUUGAUGAAUGGGUCUCGAUCAAGUCAAAAGAUCGCUAUGCCGGAGAGGUCUAUCUUGAACUCACCUUCUACUCCGCUGCUGCACCACCCAAGAAAAACAAGCAUGUAGCGCCAACGCUGUCUGGUACCGAUACCUAUGGCGGAGCCGGCACCUUCAGUGACGACGUAGACGAAUGUUUGCGCCCUAACCGCAAGACACAUCCUAGCAUUCCUUCGCACAUUCGCCCGCAAAAUGAUUCGCAAAGCUCGGAAUAUUCCGAGUUUGGCAAAACCGGCUCUGCAGGGCGCAUACCUGCGUCUCAGACGCACACAAAUCUCCAUAGAGUGCCGCAGUCACAAUCUUUGGCGGACAUCCCCUCGACACUACGUCCAAGCAGUUCGUUGGCCAACCUCGAUGCUUACAACCCGCCAUACGCACCCCCGAGUCUAGGGAGAACCGCAAGUCCAACCCCCCCAAAUGCCUCCGUAUACAUUGAUCAGCAAAAAUUCAACCAAGGUCAUGCGCAUCUCCGCCAAGAGACCUCGACCGCCUCUAUUUCGACAUCCGCCUCCAUGUCUGGUUCGUGGGGCCCUGCAUCUAGCCAAGCUCAGAUUCCCAGCAGGUACUACAUGGAUCCGGGAUCAUCUAGUGCGCCAGGAAGGGCGCAUCAGUCGCAAUCUUCGGUUACGUACGAUCCCUCAGACCAGUUGGCGCAAACCAUGUCGACAAUGACCAUCAAGCCCGACAAGCCACUGCCGCCUCCUAGAGAUUCGUCUCCGCGGCCGACGACACCUUCGGCGGCUGCCGCUGGGGGUGGUGCACCCCUGGUCUGCGCUCCGCCAUCGUCCCUCCCCCAGUCUUUCAUUUACCACAAUCCCCAGCAUCCUGGCGCAUACAAUGCUUUCCAGGGUGCAUUGCCCAUGAUGAACCUGCCUGCGCCACCCACGCCGCAACCUUCCAACGAUGGAUCUCACAAUGGCCCCUCGACCUCGAGCACUCCUAUCCCCGGGUCGAGUAGCUUCCACACACUUCCGCCUGUUCCCUCAGGAUCGUCUGAUGGUUCUUGUUGCGUGGUCGCGCCGGUACCAUCUGUGAUCAAUGCUCAAGCAUUGUACCAAAGCAUCGCUGGUCUACCGAGUCUUGCGUCUUCAGCUCAAAUCCCCGCGACCGGCGAUCAGCAGCAGCAACAGCCGCCGCCCUCAUCGGCAUAUCAAGUCUUGCGCACUCCAGCUCCAGCUCCAUCAGGGCCUCCUUCUCACAGCGCGUCUCCCGCUCCGCGGCCUCUGCCAGCGACAGGUCCGCCCCAGCCCCAAUAUGCACCCCCACCACCUGCUCAAGCUCACUACAUGCCUCCACCCCCUGUUGCCGGCGCGUAUCCUACACAUCACAUGUAUGCCCCACCGCCGCCUCCAACGGGCACGCCAGGCUUGCCUGUCGCCUCAGCGCCAUCUGCGGUGUAUCAACCAACUUACGGAAGAUACUACAUGCCUCCGCCAGCACCGGGAGCGCCGCUGCCGCCGCACGGAGCGCAUCCAUACGACCCCCUGGGAGGAACGGGAGCACAGCCACUUCCAGCGGGAGCGUAUCCUCACCCUGCUUAUCAUGCAGCGCCACCGCCAACAGUACCGACGGGAUAUACACACUACGCCCAGCAGCCGCCACCGUCACAGCAGCAGCAGUCGCAGCAGCAGCAACAGGGUGCGCCGUUCCAGCAGCCGCCACUUGGCGUGCCAGGCGGACUAUCGAGUGUGCCCAUCUAUGGACAAUAUGCGCCGGCGCCGUACGCGAUGUAUCAGUAUCCGCCUCCACCGCAACCCCAGCAGCAAUGAAUGCGCAAAGAAAAUCGCUAGACGAUGCAUGUAGCUCUAAACCCCAUCUGCGAAUGCCCU
Molecule: messenger RNA, 2720 nt
Organism: Tilletiaria anomala UBC 951
Lineage: Eukaryota; Fungi; Basidiomycota; Exobasidiomycetes; Georgefischeriales; Tilletiariaceae
Exons: 5
Coding region: 468-2660 (730 amino acids)
Source: RefSeq, a predicted model, not a curated record